ACCCGUCCACUCCAUCUCUCUCUUCUGUGCCUCCAUUGAUGUGAAUCGACGCUUGCAUUCGAACCGCGCACGCCCGUCCAUCUCUCUCGACUGGCGCCGGUGGUAAUGCUUGUCCCACGGCACUGCUUCUCUUAGUCACGCGCGCAGUCUCCGCACCACAACAUGCCCACCGAGGAUGAGGUCGCACCGCUUGCGGCCCACACGGUCCCCUCCUUAUCGCACCUCCUCUUCUCCUCUUGUCCCCCCGAAGAAACGCGAGAGGCGCAUGCGCCGCGCGAAACGAGAAUCGACAGUCCGGUCCCCAACUCUUCGCUGAGGUUACCAGAGGGCGUGGACGCCAUUCGUCCGGGCACGGAUGAGGCACCGGAGGUGCGGCCUGACGCAGCCGUCGAGACCACGCCACGUGAAGAAACAACCGGCCAAGGGGGAGAUGCAAAGAUUGUCGCAGACUCGCCAAGCCCUGUUGGGUCGCCGGAAGUAAGCCAGGAUCCUGAUAUGCGGCUGGCGCAAUCACUGGCAAGCACAGCGUUGGGUGGCACAAGCGAUGAAGCGGCAAGCUACGCCUUGUACCCUUCGCGGACUCGACUGAAGCCAUCCCCAAACUCUACCUCAUCCUACUUACAUCCCGGGAGCAAAUUUGAAGGAAAACAGAAGUCCGACCGGCAAGAGUACGUUGUGCAGGUCGAAAUCAAAGAUGUCGAUCUGUCGGAGUCUACGCUGUGCGGAUAUCUGCGCAUCCAAGGUCUCACGGACGACCACCCAACUUUGACCACGUUCUUCGAAGGGGAGAUUAUCGGCCCCAAAUACCCCUUCAAAACUCAGCAUCCCUCGUGGAACUCGUCCGAGAAGAUCGACUUUCAACACUGGGCGCGCUUCAAUGCCUGGGUGCCGCUGGCCAAGGACGCCAAAGCCUCCUCCACCUUCACCCUCCAAAAUUACUUGGAACGCGAACACCUGUUCAUGCGAUGGAAGGAAUACUUCCUGGUUCCCGACCAUCGAGUCAAGAGCAUUAGCGGGGCGAGCUUUGAAGGGUUCUACUACAUCUGCUUCAACCAACGCACGGGCAACGUGCUGGGCAUCUAUUUCCACGCCAAGAGCGAGAAGUAUCAGCAGCUUGAGCUGGAUCAUGUGCCGAACGGCGGGUGCAUGAGUGCAAUGGAAUUCCGAUAAGAAGCGUGGAGGGUUGGCAGCUGCCAUUACGGAUUGUUACGAUGAUUUGAGCUUCUGUGAUAGCGUUCGGGCGUUUGAGGCUUCGACAAUGUAUACGCUGGGAGGGCAA
Molecule: messenger RNA, 1279 nt
Organism: Neohortaea acidophila
Lineage: Eukaryota; Fungi; Ascomycota; Dothideomycetes; Mycosphaerellales; Teratosphaeriaceae
Product: vacuolar import and degradation protein-domain-containing protein
Exons: 3
Coding region: 163-1170 (335 amino acids)
Biological process (GO): negative regulation of gluconeogenesis; protein targeting to vacuole; protein catabolic process in the vacuole
Cellular component (GO): GID complex; extrinsic component of membrane
Source: RefSeq, a predicted model, not a curated record